UCUGCAAUGGGAUGUGCGGAGAGCCUGCCCGAAUCCCGGCAGCCUGUGAGGGCUGGGGAUGGCGCCGGGCAGGGAGGAAAGGCCGCGGGAGCUGCCGCGGGGAGUGGCGGCGCGGCCCUCGCCGUGCCGGCCGUGGGGCGGCGGCUGAGCCCGGCAGCGGGAGCGGCUCUCGGGGCCCGGGCGUGGCGAGGGAGCGCCCGCGCCGCGGUAUUUGGGGUGUGUGUUCCGACGGUCGGUGUCUUACUUUGGAUUUUUCCUUCUGUGUAGGGAUGUUUUCUGAGUGACACAACGGGGCACCUGGUUGGAAAAUGACCUGUUGAGAUGCUGCCAGGGAACAGCUUUGCCGUGAAAGAAUUCCCCCGCGGCGCUUCCACCCGGGCAGGCCUGCACCUCCCGGCUGUUGGCAGCAGUUUGGCUGGCUCAGCUAGCCCCGGGCCAGCGGCUGCUGCCGCUGGGGAAGCCUGUCCCAGCCUUAGGGAACGGCACCAAACAGGUCCCUGCACGGGGUUGCUGCGUCGCGCCCAAAGAUGCCGAAGUCUGUAGGUUUUCACUCCGAAGCAUUCCGUGAACAAGGACCUGCACGAAGGAGGAGGAGGACGUGCCCACAAAAGAUUCAGUUCACUAGAGGCUGGAAUUCCCUUGCAGAAGCUGAGAAUCCAGAAAAGAACAGUCAUUGGAAACCUGAGUGGGAGACAAGCUGAAACAAGAGAUGGAGUGCACGUUCGAGAAGUGAUAAUCACCUAUUGAAGAUUGUGUCAGAAUGGAUCGUGAGUAUAUGACGAAAGAUUGUGUCAAAAUGGAUCGUGAGUAUAUGACGAAGAUCAACCAUUACUGUCAAAUGCAUAAACUUAAACUGGUUUAUGACCCCAUCAAUAUGACGGGCCCGUCUCAUGAUCCUGAGUUCACAGUUGUUGUCAGAAUAAACGGUGAGGAAUAUGGUAGAGGCACUGGUAAAAGUAAAAAAGAAGCAAAAGCAGUAGCAGCAAAAGAAACAUGGGAAAUGAUUGAGAAACAGCAUAACAGUUCCUCAAAUAUGGCAGCUGCAGAGUUAGCGACAACUCAAACAACCUCAUCACCUGCACCAGACAAAGAUUAUGUCAGCCUGUUAAAUAUUUUUUCACAGAGGUCGUGUCAAAUAGUUGAUUAUACUAAAACUUGUAUUGGAGAUGCCCAUGCUCCCACGCAUUUUGUUAGCUGUAUGAUUAGUGGUCAUUUGUACGGAAGGGGAGCUGGACCUUCCCUAGCUGCUGCAAAACAAGCUGCAGCAAAGGAAGCAUAUGAGAAGAUGGAAACUGAAAGAUCUAAUGGCAGUUCUACAUUUAGCAAAUACAGCAAUUCCUCUCAAGUGCCAGCUGAGUCUGACUCAGAUGAAAACAGCAUUUGCUUUGCUGACUCAUCUGCAAAGUUGGUAGAAAAAGUGAAUGACAUGGCAGUAUGUGAAAAGCCUUCACCUUUGCAGAGAAAUGCACAAAGUUUGAAGGCCAAAAGAAAAUUGGCAGCUAAUUUUGCUUGUUUUGUAAGAAACAAGGAAGAGGGAGCAAAUAUGUCAGAUUCAAAUGCAAGUUUGCCAGAUGUGGACACAAAUACUGGAGGAGAGAAGAGUCCGCACACUGUCAAUAAAACAUUUCUCGAACAUUUUGAAGAAAUAGAGCCUAUUGGUGCAGGUGGUUUUGGGAAUGUUUUCAAGGCAACAUCAAAGUGUGAUAAGAAAACCUAUGCAAUCAAACGAGUUGAAUUCACAGAGAAAGUAGAGCGUGAAGCACAAGGGCUUGCAAGACUUACACAUGAGAACAUAGUUCGCUAUCAUUUCAGCUGGAAAGGGGAUGACUAUAUCAAGUACCCAGACUCAAGCUGGAGACCAAACCAGAAAAUUCUCUGUCUUUUCAUCCAAAUGGAAUUCUGUGAACAAGGAACAUUGGAAAACUGGGUUGCAAAAACUAACGAAGACCGAAAGUAUCAUGAAAUGGCACAAAACAAAUUUUUACAAAUAGUGAAAGGAGUGGAAUAUAUUCAUUCUCAAAAGUUAAUUCAUCGAGACCUCAAGCCUCAGAAUAUAUUCAUAUCACAUGAUAAUAAAAUAAAAAUAGGUGACUUCGGUCUUGUGACUUCUGUGGCAUUUGAGACUUUGACUGAGAACAGAGGAACAAAAUCGUAUAUGGCACCAGAACAGGCUGGGGCCAGAUAUGGAAAGGAAGUAGAUAUUUAUGCAUUGGGAUUAAUUUGGUUUGAAAUUCUUUCGGCAUUCACUUGUCAUGAAAAAACUAAGGUAUGGCCUUCUGUUAGACAAGGUGUGCUCCCAGAGCGCUUCACCAUCCAAUUUCCAACAGAGGUAUGGGAUUUUAAUAUAUUCUUUGGGUACUGUAUUAAUUAAAAAAUAAACCAAAAAAACCAAAAACAACAACAAAAAAAACAAACCAAAAACCCAAACUAUUGACAUUUAAUUUUUUUUGCAGGCAUCCAUAAUCAAAAAGAUGCUUUCAACAGACCCUUCAGGAAGAAU
Passer montanus (Eurasian tree sparrow) is the source of this 2500-nucleotide messenger RNA. It is a transcript of the gene EIF2AK2, whose product is annotated as eukaryotic translation initiation factor 2 alpha kinase 2. Gene Ontology annotation, molecular function: protein kinase activity; ATP binding. Lineage: Eukaryota; Metazoa; Chordata; Aves; Passeriformes; Passeridae. Gene Ontology annotation, biological process: protein phosphorylation. The transcript has 17 exons. Bases 761 to 2371 code for a protein of 536 amino acids. The record is from RefSeq and is a predicted model, not a curated record.